AUGAAGCUCGUCAGGUUCUUGAUGAAGCUCAACAACGAGACGGUCACGAUCGAGCUCAAGAACGGGACAGUCCUCCAUGGCACCAUCACUUCCGUCGACCCGCAGAUGAACACGCACCUGAAGAGUGUCAAGCUCACGACGCGCAACCAGCCUCCCGGCACGCCCAACGUGCACCUCGACAGCAUUGCGAUCCGUGGUAACAACGUGCGGUACUACAUCCUCCCGGACUCGCUUCCUCUCGACACUCUGCUGGUUGACGACGCUCCUCGUGCCAAGAAGCGCAAGGAAGGAGCGGCUGCCGCCCGUGGGCGUGGUGGUCCUCGGGGGGGUCGUGGGCGUGGUGGGCCGCCUCGUGGGCGUGGACGUGGGCGCGGCUUCUAG
This is a messenger RNA of Cutaneotrichosporon cavernicola, 381 nucleotides long. RefSeq lists its product as uncharacterized. Gene Ontology annotation, biological process: RNA processing; spliceosomal snRNP assembly. Gene Ontology annotation, cellular component: commitment complex; U12-type spliceosomal complex; pICln-Sm protein complex. The record is from RefSeq and is a predicted model, not a curated record. The coding region runs from base 1 to 381 and encodes 126 amino acids. NCBI's taxonomy places the organism in Eukaryota, Fungi, Basidiomycota, Tremellomycetes, Trichosporonales, Trichosporonaceae. The transcript has 3 exons. Gene Ontology annotation, molecular function: RNA binding.